AUGAGUUUAGAAGACACAUUGGCUAAUCUGUCUCUAUAUGACGCUAAAAAGUACUUCCGUAAGGCUCAGAAUGUAGUCUACAAUUACACCGAUAUGGAAUCUAAAGUCAGGGAAGCUACAAACAACGAGCCUUGGGGCGCUUCUUCGACACUGAUGGAACAAAUUGCUCAAGGGACAUAUAAUAUUAGGGAACGUGAAGAAAUCUUAGGUAUGAUAUUCAGAAGGUUUACCGAAAAAUCAGGGAGUGAAUGGAGACAAAUUUAUAAAGCUCUACAACUCUUAGAAUAUUUGAUUAAGCAUGGUUCUGAAAGGUUUAUUGAUGAUACCAGGAAUAGUAUCAGUAUUGUUAAGUUAUUGGAAUCAUUUCAUUACAUCGAUUCCCAAGGAAGAGACCAAGGUGUAAACGUCAGAAAUAGAGCUGCUGCACUAACGGCUUUAUUGGCUGAUGAUAGUUCAAUCAGAGCAGAACGUAAAAAGGCAAGAGAGACGAAAAAGAAAUACAAGGGUGUAGCAGGUGGUGUUACAUCGAUGAAUACGGGACUUGAAGCCAACACAAGGGCUGGCUUUAACAGCUCUAGAUCGCAUGGUAUAAGUGUCAGUGCUGAUUUUGAUUCUGAUGAAUCUGAUGAUGGCGUAUACAAAUCAUCAAAUAGAUCAGGUGGCUUUAGAGAUAAUGUCGACGAUAGAGAAAACUCUAACGAAGGAACCACUACUACGGCUAAUGUAAUGCAAUCCAAUUCAGAUGAAGAUUUCUUCUCUUCUUUAAAGAAACCAGAAGUUUCCCAGAACAAUCACGCUAAUUUGGAUGAAGAUGACGAAGAUGAUGACGAAUUUACAGAUUUUCAAACGGCGGUACCGGUCAACUCGACCCUAAAUAAUACCGCAACAAGUCAUGGUAAUACUACUAAUAAUAAUGAGUUUGACCUUCUUGGGAUGAACAUGAACUCCACUGCAACAUAUCCAAAACCAUCUACCAAUGAUGUCAUUCCAGCAAUUGCACAGGAUAAGAAAAAGGAUGAUCCAUUUAGCUCCUUAUUUAGUUCAGCUAAGACACUCCCUGCUGAACCAAAAAAGGCACAGACACAACAGAACCAACCCAUUUCAUCACAAACUGACAAAGCCGAUGAAGAUGAAUUCAAUGAUUUGAUGUCUUCAGGUCCAACAACUACCUCUGCACAAACUUCUGCUCCAACACCUUCCCAAUCAAAUGCUGGGGAAAUUGAUUUAUUAAGCUUUUGA
Messenger RNA from Nakaseomyces glabratus, 1239 nucleotides. RefSeq names its product Ent3p (gene ENT3). Gene Ontology annotation, biological process: endocytosis; Golgi to endosome transport. Lineage: Eukaryota; Fungi; Ascomycota; Saccharomycetes; Saccharomycetales; Saccharomycetaceae. Gene Ontology annotation, cellular component: plasma membrane; clathrin vesicle coat; endosome. The record is from RefSeq and is a predicted model, not a curated record. Gene Ontology annotation, molecular function: phospholipid binding; clathrin binding.